AUGACUUCCACAUUCGACCACAACUACGAUCGCAACGACGAACUCCUCGACCAAAACACCGACUCAGCCCCUCUCCUCUCCCACCAAUCCCAACCCCCCACAUCAUCAAAAAACACCACCCUCUCCCUCCCCCAGAUCCUAGCCCUCGUCUGCAUCAAUGGCGGCCUCCAAGUCUUCUUCUCAACAGUCAUGGCGAACCUUUCACCCUACCUCCACAACCUCGGCCUCUCGAAAUCCGCCGCUGCAAUAAUCAUCAUCUGUCUCCCCCUCUCUGGCGCCUUUCUAGGUCCCACGGCCGGGGCUUUCAGCGAUAGUCUUCGAACCCGUUUUGGUCGACGGAGGCCUAUCAUCCUGAGUGGCGCGGUCCUGACCGUGGCGUUCAUGAUGUUGCUGGCGUGGGUGCCUCAAUUCAUCGAAGCUGAAGCUGCUUCAUUGGCGCUGGCGAUUUUGUGUACAAUCCUCAUGGCGAUCUCGGUCCAACCCGUCCAAGCUGGUGUGAGAGCACUGAUGGUCGACAUCGCGCCCGCCUCACAGCAAAGUCGUGCGAGUUCCUGGGCGGGGAGGAUUCAGGGUGUUUCUGCGAUCUUCUCCUUCUUCGCUUCCUCCUUGACCCUUCCUAGCCUUCCUGGCUUGGGAGGACUGGCGCAGAUGCAGGCGUUGGCUUGUUUGAAUUUCAUUACCCUGGGAUCGACGGUGGCGAUAACGUGUGUCUUCAUCCACGAGAAGGAUAGUCGUCGGAUUUCAGUAGCCGGUGAGGCGAAACGAAGUGUGGCGGAUGUGUUUCGGCGCAUUUUCAGUACAGUGAAAGAACUCAAGGGGAAGAUAAGACAGACGUGCUUAACUCAGUUUUUCAGCUGGUUUGCGUGGUUUCCAUUCACCUAUUACAACACAACAUACAUCGGCGAACUGGGUUCCGCCUCCAUGUCCACCCCCUCCUCCCUCCUCACCACACCUACCUCCUCCUCCUCCCUCGCCCCCCUCUCCUUCGCCACAAUAAGCUUCAUCACAAUAACCCUCCUCCCCACCCUCCUGCCCCACGCCAGCCGCUACCUCAAUAAACCCCACACCUCAACCUCCGACUCAGACCUGAUCUGGCUCUGGACAUGCACGCAGCCCAUCCUCGGCCUCCUCCUCGCCCUCACUUUGGCAGUAAGCUAUCAAUACCAAGGCAUCAUCCUCGUAGCCUUCGCUGGUAUACCCUGGGCUGUGACGCAGUGGGUUCCAUUCGCUAUCGUUGGUUACGAAACUAGCCGACUUGGCCUAGUCCCGUCGGCGGAGCGGGAAGAUGGUGAGGAUGGGCAAAGGGGUCGAGAUGACGAAGAAGAGGAUUCCCGAUCUGGCGCUACCCUCGGCGUGCAUAACCUAGCUAUCAGUCUACCACAGGUUUUGUCAGGCCUGGUGAGUAGCGGGACGUAUAAGAUCGCGGAAGUAGCGAAGAGUGAGGUGCCGACGGCGUGGGUGCUGGCGAGUAGUGGGGUGGCGGCGUUUGUGGCGAGUUGGCUGGCGGCGAAGAUGUUGAGGUAG
This is a messenger RNA of Fulvia fulva, 1524 nucleotides long. Its product is annotated as General alpha-glucoside permease. Lineage: Eukaryota; Fungi; Ascomycota; Dothideomycetes; Mycosphaerellales; Mycosphaerellaceae. The coding region runs from base 1 to 1524 and encodes 507 amino acids. Gene Ontology annotation, cellular component: membrane. The record is from RefSeq and is a predicted model, not a curated record. The transcript is spliced from 3 exons. Gene Ontology annotation, molecular function: sucrose:proton symporter activity.